This is a messenger RNA of Varanus komodoensis (Komodo dragon), 762 nucleotides long. It is a transcript of the gene TMEM215, whose product is annotated as transmembrane protein 215. The record is from RefSeq and is a predicted model, not a curated record. Lineage: Eukaryota; Metazoa; Chordata; Lepidosauria; Squamata; Varanidae. The transcript has a single exon. The coding region runs from base 1 to 762 and encodes 253 amino acids.
AUGAGACCCGACGACAUCAACCCUCGGACUGGACUCGUGGUGGCCCUGGUCAGCGUCUUCCUGGUGUUCGGCUUCAUGUUCACGGUGUCGGGCAUCAAGGGCGAGACGCUGGGCGACAUCCCACUGCUGGCCAUCGGGCCGGCCAUCUGCCUGCCGGGCAUCGCCGCCAUCGCCCUGACCAGGAAAACCGACGGGUGCACCAAGUGGCCGGACUCCCGAGGCGGCCCGCCGUGCGCCGGCGGCGGCGGCUGCUGCUGCUGCCGCAAGAGGACCAAAGACAAGGACGUGCUGGAGUUGCUGCGGACCCCGUCGGACCUGGAGUCGGGGCGCGGCAGCUGCGACGAGCUGGCCAAGGGAGCCUGCGCCGCCGAGGGGGGCCGGGCGCGGGGCGGAAGGGGCGACGCCGCCGCGGCCGCCGGGGAGCGCAAGAGCCUGGUCGCCAAGGUGAACCAGGAGGAGAUGCUGCGCUACCUGGAGAACUGCUACCCGGAGAUGCCCGGGAACGUGUUCGUGGCCGAGGCCACGCCUUACAGUGCCUUAGACACGCAGCGGGAGCCCGCGGACUUGGAAGGGGCGGCCGCCGCGGACCCGGGCCCGUCUUCCCCGGGCCCGUCUUCCCCGGGCCCGGAGGACGCCUUCUCCGUGGCGCCCCGGGACAGCAUCAUCGUCUGCUCCUACAAGGAGAACAGCCCUUACGACAGGUACUGCUGUUACAUAAACCCCAGCGAAGAAAUCAGCUCGGAUCACGAGGCGAUCGUCUGA